AUGCGCGAGUUGGUGCACAUCCAGGGUGGCCAGUGCGGCAACCAGAUCGGGGCAAAGUUCUGGGAAGUCAUUUCUGAUGAACAUGGUAUAGAUCCUACAGGCACCUAUCAUGGAGAUUCCGACCUCCAGCUCGAGCGCAUCAACGUCUACUACAAUGAGGUGAGAGAGGAAUAUCCCGACAGGAUCAUGGAGACGUUCAGUAUCAUUCCGUCCCCAAAGGUUAGCGACACAGUCGUGGAACCAUAUAAUGCGGUAUUGUCCUUCCACCAGUUGGUGGAGAAUGCCGACGAGUGCUUCUUGCUUGACAACGAGGGCCUGAAGAUGGCAGUUGCUUUCGCAGGUAAUUCAACAGCCAUUCAGGAAAUGUUUAAGCGCGUAGCAGAGUAUUUCACGGCGAUGUUCCGGCGCAAGGCCUUCCUGCACUGGUACACCGGCGAGGGCAUGGACGAGAUGGAGUUCACCGAGGCGGAGAGCAACAUGAACGACCUUGUCUCGGAGUACCAGCAGUACCAGAUGCCCUCUGAUAAGACGAUCGGAGGCGGCGACGAUGCCUUCAACACGUUCUUCUCCGAGACUGGCGCCGGCAAGCACGUCCCCCGCUGUGUGAUGGUCGACCUAGAGCCCACCGUGGUCGAUGAAGUACGCACGGGUACCUACCGUCAGCUGUUCCACCCUGAGCAGCUCAUCUCUGGCAAGGAGGACGCCGCGAACAACUUCGCGCGAGGGCACUACACCAUCGGCAAGGAGAUCGUCGACCUCGUCCUGGAUCGGAUCAGGAAGUUGGCCGACAACUGCACUGGCCUCCAGGGCUUCAUGAUCUACAAUGCCGUCGGCGGAGGCACUGGCUCCGGGCUCGGUUGCCUGAUGCUGGAGCGCUUGUCUGUGGACUACGGGAAGAAGACGAAGUGCUCUUUCACUGUGUGGGCGUGCCCGCAGGUCGCCACAGCAGUGGUGGAGCCCUACAACACUGUUCUCUGCGUGCAUUCCCUCCUGGAGCACACAGAUGUCACCAUCAUGUAUGACAACGAGGCACUGUACGAUAUAUGCCGCCGCAACCUUGACAUCGAGCGCCCUACUUACACCAACCUGAACAGGCUGCUGGCGCAGAUCAUCUCGUCGCUGACUGCGUCGUUGCGCUUCGACGGUGCUCUGAACGUGGACAUCACCGAGUUCCAGACGAACUUGGUGCCCUAUCCACGCAUCCACUUCAUGCUCUCCAGCUAUGCACCCGUUAUCUCUGCGGAGAAGGCGUACCAUGAACAGCUGUCAGUGGCGGAGAUCACCAUGUCCGUCUUCGAGCCCGCAUCCAUGUUCGUGAAGUGCGACCCUCGUCAUGGCAAGUACAUGGCAUGCUGUAUGAUGUACCGCGGAGACGUAGUGCCCAAAGAUGUGAACGCUGCUGUAGCUACUAUAAAGACCAAGCGCACCAUUCAAUUCGUUGAUUGGUGCCCCACGGGCUUCAAGUGCGGCAUCAACUAUCAGCCUCCCACAGUAGUCCCUGGUGGCGACCUGGCCAAAGUCAUGCGCGCCUGCUGCAUGAUCAGCAACUCCACCGCCAUCGCAGAGGUCUUCUCGCGCAUCGACCACAAGUUCGACCUCAUGUACUCGAAGCGCGCGUUCGUGCACUGGUAUGUGGGCGAGGGUAUGGAGGAGGGCGAGUUCUCCGAGGCUCGCGAGGACCUGGCGGCGCUGGAGAAGGACUACGAGGAGGUGGGCAUCGAGACCGCAGAGGGCGAGGGCGAGGCAAAGUUCUGGGAAGUCAUUUCUGAUGAACAUGGUAUAGAUCCUACAGGCACCUAUCAUGGAGAUUCCGACCUCCAGCUCGAGCGCAUCAACGUCUACUACAAUGAGGUGAGAGAGGAAUAUCCCGACAGGAUCAUGGAGACGUUCAGUAUCAUUCCGUCCCCAAAGGUUAGCGACACAGUCGUGGAACCAUAUAAUGCGGUAUUGUCUUUCCACCAGUUGGUGGAGAAUGCCGACGAGUGCUUCUUGCUUGACAACGAGGGCCUGAAGAUGGCAGUUGCUUUCGCAGGUAAUUCAACAGCCAUUCAGGAAAUGUUUAAGCGCGUAGCAGAGUAUUUCACGGCGAUGUUCCGGCGCAAGGCCUUCCUGCACUGGUACACCGGCGAGGGCAUGGACGAGAUGGAGUUCACCGAGGCGGAGAGCAACAUGAACGACCUUGUCUCGGAGUACCAGCAGUACCAGGAUGCCACUGCGGAGGAGGAGGGCGAGUUCGAUGAGGAGGAGGACGGCGAGCAGUGA
This is a messenger RNA of Prorocentrum cordatum, 2262 nucleotides long. NCBI's taxonomy places the organism in Eukaryota, Dinophyceae, Prorocentrales, Prorocentraceae. The record is from the annotation of a GenBank genome assembly.